Messenger RNA from Ascochyta rabiei, 564 nucleotides. RefSeq lists its product as uncharacterized. Bases 1 to 564 code for a protein of 187 amino acids. Gene Ontology annotation, cellular component: mitochondrion. Lineage: Eukaryota; Fungi; Ascomycota; Dothideomycetes; Pleosporales; Didymellaceae. The transcript is spliced from 3 exons. The record is from RefSeq and is a predicted model, not a curated record.
AUGCAGUCGCUUCACAGGACAGCAGUGACUGCCGCCCGGACGGGCCGAACCACUCUCUCGCGCCAGACGCGCCGCUAUGCUCACGACGAGCACGCCCACGGCCAUGCGGCCCCCGCAAACGAAUCCUUGGGCCGCGGAUUUUUCUGGUCGGUUGUCUGGAUCCCCGCCGGCUUGGGCCUGUAUGCCAUUUCCAAGAACUCGGACAGCGACCAACCCAUCCUCACCCGCAUCAUGAGCAAGUACGCCGAGGCCGAGGAGAAGCGCACAAAGAGGAACGACAUCCACACGCGCAUGAUUGAGCAGGCUGGCGAGGACCGUGUUUUGUUCAUGAACGCCAAGCCUCAGGAAUACGUGGACAUGAGGUUUCCUGAGAUCAUGAACAACGGCUCCCCUUACAACGUCCCCGCCGGCAGCCAAGUGCCGAUGACGUCCGUGAUCGAAAAGUACAAGAAGAUUGCGUACGAGGACAACGAGCGCAAGCUCGAGGCGCUCGCCAACGACGAGAUCAAGAGCGAGCAGCCCUUCAGCAAGAACCACCUGAGGAAGUCACCUUACACCGUCUGA